UGAAGACUGAUACUCAGUCAAUAUGAUGGUACAACAUGUACGAAGGUGUAGGGAAUUCACUGGGCCUACUCCUCAUUCCGUGGCUAUUAAAGCCAAGCCUACGAGCAAAAGACCAGUGGAACAUCUUAUCCUUGAAACAAGAAGAAAAGAUGAACUUAGAGAACAAGCCAUUGCUGAAACCAAGUACCAAAAACAGUGUGAUUUAAAGUCGGAAUGGGAGAAAGCAACUGAUAAGAGAAUAAAGAGCAAUACAAUUUCCAGAAGAGUUGAGAAGUUAAUGCAGAGAGGAACUUUUAGUCUGGAGGACAGAAGAGAAAGACUAAAGGAAAUGCUAUUGGCUGAAGAACAACAGUACAUUGAGGAAAUGGAGGCAAAAGAGGAAACAACUCUUGAAAGACAGGCCAAGAUGAGAGAAAGAGCCAAGUUCUUAAAGGAGAAAAGAGAACAGGAACGGUUAAAACUUGUACAGGAAAAGCUUGAUCAGAGGUGGAGAGACAACUGUGAAGAGCUACGAUCAACCCUCAGUCAGCGCCAUCAAGAUGAAGUUUUCACUGAGCGUCAUGAACAGCUUCAAAUGAAAGAGGAGCAGAAAACAAAGGAUGCAGAAGUAGAUAAAUAUUAUGCUGAUUUAUGGGCAAAAGACAUACAGAUUAAAAGUAUGAAAGAAGAACAGACUGCAAGGGAGCAGAUUGAAAGGAACCGCGAGACUUUGAAGGUUCUGCAAGUGCAGAUUGCAGCCUGUGAAAAGCAGCGAGAAGAUGAAAAGAAAUUGAAAGAGAUGGAAGCAGAGUGGUUGAAAGAAGAAGCAAGACUAAGAAACGAGGAGGAGAAAUGGUUGCAGGGUGAAAAGCUCCGUAAACAGAAAGCAGCAAAAAAAUCAAGAGAGGUGUCCAUCAGGCUUAAGAAAGAAAAGGAGGCUAAAGAAAAACAAGAAGAAUUAGCAAUGGACAUGAAAAUAUUGGAGAAACUUUUGGAUGAUACACGGAAUGAAGUGAAGGAAGAAACACAGAGAAAGCGUGAAAUGCGUGAGGAAAACUUGCGUUUCAUGCAAUACUGUGCCAUGAACCGUAAAGAGGAGGAAGAAAGAGAGAAGGAACUGGAACGACUGGUGAAUGAAGAGGUUGAGAAAAAAUGGGCCCAAACCAUACAGCAGUAUAAACUCGAAAGAGAUGCCCGCAAGAAGCUUCUGGCAAAUGUCAUGAAAACAAGAGAACAACAAACUGAAGAGAGAAAGCGACUGGCAGAAGAAGAACAAGAGGCUGAAAGAAAAGAACGGGAAGCAUUGCUUUCAGCCAUUGAAGAACACAAGCGACUGGAGGCAGAGAAUCAGGAAAGAAUAAAGAACAGAAAUGUGUCAUUCCAACGAGAUCUUGACAUGCAAAUAGAUUAUCAACGAAGGGUCAAGGCCAAGGAAAUGGAAGAGGAAGAAAGGGAAUUCAGAAUGGGACAGGAGGCGGAAGCUGAAUAUCAGCGGAAGUUAAAGGAAGCAUUGGAGCGACCAACCAUCGAUAAAGUACAUCCCAUGAGAAUUAUGGGAACAGCACUCAGAAGCAAAUCCAACUAACUUCCGUAUUUACAAGAUUAACAAAAUAUGAAUUUGUGCAUCUUGUUGACGAUUUCUAAUACAGGGAUGAAGUGAAUUGUACUUGAACAGAUAAUAAAGCUUCUUAUUCUGAAUCCUAACUAGAGUUUAAAAUAAUAGGAACGUUGUGUAAACUGGAGUUAGUUUCUUCAAUGUACAGCUGUAAUAUGAUACGAAACAGUGAUGUAUGUGUAAAAUUUCACCAAGGUUUUGUCUUUGUUAUAGUGAGGUAGUUUGUGAGUAGAUGCUCUUGCCUUUGUGUAACAUGCAAGAACAACACAUUAUACAAAGUGUAAAUAAAAGGUUAUUUAUGAUGUA
This is a messenger RNA of Orbicella faveolata, 1900 nucleotides long. Its product is annotated as cilia- and flagella-associated protein 53-like. NCBI's taxonomy places the organism in Eukaryota, Metazoa, Cnidaria, Anthozoa, Scleractinia, Merulinidae. The record is from RefSeq and is a predicted model, not a curated record.